This is a messenger RNA of Babesia ovata, 4578 nucleotides long. RefSeq lists its product as uncharacterized. The transcript is spliced from 2 exons. Lineage: Eukaryota; Apicomplexa; Aconoidasida; Piroplasmida; Babesiidae. Bases 1 to 4578 code for a protein of 1525 amino acids. The record is from RefSeq and is a predicted model, not a curated record.
AUGUCUUUCCUUCAUGGUGUUUUAGAUAACAUUCAGCCUAAAUUAGGCUUACAUAAAGAUGAUGUUCAAACUGCAAUUGAGUCUCUUAACGCCAAUAAACACCGUGGCAAAGAGGGUUUUAAUGAUGCGAUUGGCAAGGUGGUGGAGGGGGUGAAGGAGUAUAAUGAGAGUGUCAAGGCGUCGAACAAAAAGGUGAGUGAACAAAUCAAAUUGUUGCAGGGACAAGUCGGCGAGAAUUUUAAAAAUACGGGGAGGAAGAUAGAUUACAAUGACAAGAAGCAAAGGGAGACCGUCGGCCUUAUAGACUCCAAGCUGGAAGAGUGCAAGAACAACGCUUCGGCGUUUGUAGCAUCACUUAGCACACAUAGCGAAACUAUUGAUAAUUUUAAUAAUACUUUAUGUAAUAGAGUGCGUGUUGUUAAGAAUAAUGUUGAGCAUGAGAAAGGUCGACUUCAUAACGUGGCGGCGAAGGAGAAAGAGAACCUUGAUGCACUGCAGAAAAAUAUUGAGAGUGCGUUAAGUGAAGUGAAAUGUAACGUAAAUAAGAAGAUUGAAGCAGAUGUUAGGAGGCUUGUGAGGGAGUUGAAGGAAGCCUUAAAGCCAAUUUUGCAGGCGCUUCAGAAACUUAGCAAGGAGUUGCGACAGCAUGUCGUGGCUCUGGGUAAGUGGAUUGGCGAUGCGGAUUCCGCGGUUCAAAAGGCAUUGGCACAUGUGGAAAAAAUUAUAGAGGAAGUUGACGGAUCGAAUAAGAGUGCAAUUGACCAGGCGAUCCAGCAGAUUGAGGGAGAGGCCGGAGUGCUACAUUUUCAAUUUGAGCAGUUGAGGGACAAGUAUAAUGACGUUGUUGCGAAGGUGAAGGGGCAGGACGGAGACGGGAAAGGAGACUGCGCGGUGAAGAAGCUUAGUGAGGUUGAGAAUGAAGUUAGAAGUAAGGUGCCGGGAGAUUUUAAGACUUUUAACGACGAUAGCGUUAAUAAUGUAUGGAACAUGAAAUAUUUGAUUGAUUUUCUCACAACGCAAAUUGAAGGCAACGUUAAGUGGUAUGUUGGGACGUUGGCAUCAGCUUUGAGAGAUGCUGUAAAAAAAGCGAAUCCAACUUUUGUGCGAGGUCAUAUUCCCGGUCUGAAGGCAUUGCAAGGAACUGAUUUAUGGACGUUGCCUAAGUUUGGGGGGCGACUUGAGAUGACGGUCGGACUAAAAGGCGUUGAUGGUCUUGGGGCAAACCUAGAAAGAUUCUUGAGUAAUCUGAAUUCUGCGAAAAAUGCAUGGGACGAAAAGACUCCUGCAAUCGCAGCCUCGAGCAUUUACCAGGAGAUUGUCAACGGCCUCGGAGAAGCGAUAGGAAAGAAAGCCACGGACGUCAACGACCGGCUCUUCAGUCUCCUCCAAACUGCCGCAUUCAACGGAAUUAAUGCGGCUCAAGUAGAGGUAAAGAAGAUCGUUAGUGAACAUCUUGACGCUAUUCAAAAGCUAGACGGCAGGCUGGAAGGCGAGGCAUAUGCCGCGCAAAAUGCAAUAUUAGUGCAGGCCUCUGCAGUUACCCACACCCUUAAAGCCCUCUGCGCAGAAAUUAAGAACGCCGCACAACUCGAUAAAGACAGCGCGAAAAGUAAAUUGGAAGAGCUGAAGAGCAAGUUUUUUGCGCAGUCGACGGACGCCCAAGGCAGCAUCAACAAAAUCCACAGCGACAUCAGUAAGCUGCAGAAGGAGCUGGACAGUGGUCCCAUACACAACCUCAAAUAUUUCCUUGAUCAUCACGCCGACAAGACCUGCCAAAACAUCAUAGGUCCGCUCAACAAAAGUGUCAACAGGGAAAUCACAGACGCGGAAACGAAAAUGGUCAGCAACGCUCGCAAGCAGUACGUGAUGACUAUCAAGUUCCUGGUUCAGCAAUUCGUCGAGAAAGUCACGAGCGAGCUGGACGGAUUGCCCACGCAGAUUAGUGAAGACUUAGAAAAGGGGCACAAAAAGUUUAUGAAAUUAUUCGAAACGGAGUUCUGCACUAAGGCCGAAGAGAUAAAACGCAUUGAUCCUAAAAUACUUACAAAAGAUAACUCUCCACUGAGCCAAGCGGCGACAAAAUUUAGAGCCGCUUUAAGUUCCUUUUUCAUCAAGUUCAAACAGCACUCCGAAUUUACAUCUGACUCCGAAAAAAUUAGGCCAAGUCGAAAGGCUCUCGACACACUGCUAGAAGGCCCACAAUAUUCGCGGCAUUUCGACCACAAAUUUAGCACCAACCUAGAAAAACUCAACGAAUCACUCACCGAGUUUAACCCUAAAUCGUACGGCGAGGGAACGUAUUCGUAUAUUCUUGAAGGUUUUAGAAAGGGCUUUUCGGCUUUGGCCGGCGAAAUGGAAAAGGCGUACGUCUCGACGUAUUCGGGCGCCGCGAAAGCUUUGACAUGGGACGAGAAUUCUGAUGAAUUUGAGAAGUGCCCGAGCGUAUGUGUUACUACCAUUUCAACGUUUUAUGAACAAUUGUUUUGUUUGUUCUAUAACUCUUGUAUGGAGUGGCGCAAUUUCAGUGUUGACGGCACCGCAACGCGUGGUACAAAUAGGGACGAAUUAAAAGAAUAUUUAACAAACCAAGGCUAUGAGAUUCAAAAUCUAAAGAAAGAUAAAACCGGACGACAUGUCAAAGAUAUUCUCAGCAAGGCGUUCCAAGGUCAUGAAUUCCGGCAACCUCCGAAUCCCGCUCAGCCAAAUUUCGCCCAUUACCUUCAUUCCAUUCGGAAAUCGGAGGGGAUCUUGUGUAAACUUCACAGCUACGCAGACCUUUUCUACAGGGGUUCGCACUUAACACAUUACGCCAACGCAAAGCUGCCGUGCACAAUCCGCGACAUUAUGUCAUGGUUCUGUGGACUGCAGUAUAGACCAGUCUACGAAGCGUUUAGAGAUAAAUACUACAAAUUAGUCAUGAAGAAUGAGGAAACAGAUCCCAUCAUGAAAUUGAACAAUUCCAGAUUAUUAAACAGUCUGUCGUCUACAAUGACCCUUUCGAGCACUUUGCUCCUUACGAUCUGCGGUACCGGUCGCGGUGCGCAGAACGCUGCGUACCCAUAUGCUAUGGAUUGGUCUAAUAAUCACGGCAGAUUUUAUUAUCCGUCAGGUGUUGAUGAACUCAUGGACACCAUGAAAUAUUUGGUUUCAAGACUGCAUACCGCCCUUGUAUUUUUGUAUCACCAGUGUCGAUUAACCGUAUCCCAGGCUAACGGGUGGCGUGAUUGCAAGUACGGUAGAGAUGUAAUGUCCACUAAAUUGCCGUGCAAAAAUCACGCUAGCAAUGAAUCUGAGUGCCAGCCUAGAUCACCACUUCAGUCGUACUUAAGUGACUCCUUGCUCGGUCAGCUCCCUCACCAGCUCACUACCAUAGGCUGCAAGACAUCAUGUGGCACCUGUCCUAGAUUGUCCCCUGGCCAACAAUGUGUUACCCCAAUGGGCUUCUGGGACAUCUCUACAUCGGCAUCUAUUAGCGGCACUGGCAGGGAUAUAUGUGAAAUUUUAGAUCAGUUUUGUAAAGAGGCAGAAUCACCUUUGCCUUCGCUGUAUCGUUGUCUUAUGUCCUUAAAGCCACAGCCUCCGAAAACGUUGCACGAGAUGUUUGGCCUAUAUUAUAACUUAUUGAGAUGCCGAGCCCCUGGUAAGUACGCCGACAAUCUCGAAUUCACUGCCCACCUGGAGAAUAAGAUAAUACCGAAAGUCUCCAUUUUCCUGAGUGACAACACGCAGACAAAGGGGUUAACAAAUGCCCUUUCCAAAUUGCAUAACUCCGACCAUGAUCACAUACAUUCUCCCAAACCAGAUGCAGCCACAAAAACGGGUACGCAUUCGGACUUGUCGAGUGUCACCGUGCCGUCCAAUUGCACUAAGUCACUCACCUGUGCAUACUACCUCCAGCCUUCGUGUUUUGAUGCGUAUCAUACAUUCCCUCAAAAACACGCCGAGGUAUAUUUCUCAUGGUUUUUGUACCUUGCCUGGGACUUCCAUGAAUUGCUCAAAUCACUGUUCGAGGCUUUCUGUGGUAUUGAUUGCAAAUCGUCAGGUUGCUCAUCAUGUAACUGCUUAACUGGGAAACAUGGCGUCAGCGAACCAAAGUCGGAACCAAAAGCACAACCAAUCGGCCAGGCAAUUGGCCAAGCAAAGUCCGAACCAAACGCCCAACCAAAACCCGGAUGUCACUGCCUGUCUAUGGUUCAGUGCAGUGGUGUCCAACCAACGCUCUUCAGAUAUGGUUUCACGUUCGGCAACCCAGAGAGGUUGAUGAAUGGCUCAAGCAGGAAAACGUGCGACAAUUUCUGCGCACAGUUGAAAAAAGUAAUCGAGUCAGAACAUUUCAGGAAAUUAUUCAAGGUCAUCGACGAAUUCAUAUGGACAAUUCGCACACCCUUCUCCUACCUCCUAUUAGCCCUCUGGUCGCUCUCGCUCCUCUACCUGCUGCACAUCGCCGUCGUCCGCCUCGACGUCCUGAGGAUACGCUCCCACUUAAAAUCACCUUCAAGCCACCGCAUCGCCGCCCAGUCCCUCCUCGCCGCCGCACGCGUCAGGGCACUCGCCAACGUCAAGUACUUCUCACCAUAA